GCCUGGAAGAAACGCUGGUUUAUCCUGCGGAGUGGCCGGAUGAGCGGUGACCCCGACGUCCUGGAAUACUACAAGAAUGACCACUCCAAGAAGCCCCUGCGGAUCAUCAACCUCAACUUCUGUGAGCAGGUGGAUGCAGGCCUGACCUUCAACAAGAAGGAGCUGCAGGAUAGCUUUGUGUUUGACAUCAAGACCAGCGAGCGCACCUUUUACCUGGUGGCUGAGACCGAGGAGGACAUGAACAAAUGGGUCCAGAGCAUCUGUCAGAUCUGCGGCUUCAGUCAGGCUGAGGAGAGCGCAGAUUCACUGAGAAACAUUUCCUCAGCCAGUCACGGCGCCCGCUCCUCUCCAGCCGAGCUCAGCAGCUCCAAUCAGCACCUUCUCCGAGAACGAAAAUCCUCAGCCCCAUCCCACUCCAGCCAGCCGACCUUGUUCACCUUCGAGCCCCCCAUGUCCAACCACAUGCAGCCCACCUUGUCCACCAGUGCACCCCAAGAGUAUCUCUACCUGCACCAGUGCCUAAGCCGGAGAGUGGAGAACACCAGGAGUGCCAGCUUCUCUCAGGGCACCAGGGCCUCCUUCCUCAUGAGGAGUGACACAGCUGUACAGAAACUUGCCCAGGGCAACGGACACUGUGUCAACGGGGUCAGCGGUCAAGUCCAUGGCUUCUAUAGCCUCCCCAAGCCGAGCCGGCACAACACAGAAUUCAGAGACAGUGCCUACGACCUGCCCCGGAGCCUGGCCGCCCAUGGCCACACCAAGGGCAGCCUCACAGGCUCCGAGACGGAUAACGAGGACGUGUACGCCUUCAAGACGCCCAGCAACGCCCUGUGCCGGGAGUUCGGGGACCUCCUGGUGGACAAUAUGGAGGUGCCGGCCACCCCCAACUCGGCCUACCAGAUCCCUAGGACCUUCACCCUGGACAAGAACCACAAUGCCAUGGCAGUGGGUGCUCCUGGGGACUCGGCCAUAGCUCCCCCACCCAGACCCCCCAAGCCAAGCCAGGCAGAAACACCUCGCUGGGGCAGCUCUCAGCAGAGACCCCCCAUCAGUGAGAACAGCAGAUCGGUCUCUGCCGCCACCAUCCCCAGGCGCAACACCCUCCCGGCCAUGGACAACAGCCGGCUUCACCGAGCUUCUUCCUGCGAGUCCUAUGACCACCCUCAGCGAGGCGGAGAGAGUGCAGGCCGCUCUUCAGAGUCCAUGAGUGACGGAGUCAGUUCUUUCCUGCCGGGGGAAAACACUCAUAGGGCCGAUCAGACAGCACCAAUUUCCGAAGACAACUAUGUGCCCAUGAAUCCCGGCUCCUCCACUCUGCUGGUCUUGGGAGCGAGAGGGGUCAGAGACUCACCCUGUGUGUCACAUGUAAGUGUGACAUCAUUAUUCACGGCCGAUAACACAACUUUCCUUCCUGCUCCAGUGAAGCCAACACCACUCGACCUGCGGAGCAACACCGUCAUCGAUGAGCUCCCCUUCAAGUCCCCUGUCACCAAGUCUUGGUCGAGGGCCAUCCACAGCUUCAACUCCAGCUCCUCCCAGUACUGCCGCCCCACCUCCACCCAGAGCAUCACCAGCACAGACUCAGGAGACAGUGAGGAGAACUACGUCUCUAUGCAAUACCCAGUGUCUGCCUCGCCCAUUCCCAGCGGCACCAACAGUCCAGCCCCUAAGAAGAGCACCGGCAGCGUCGAUUACCUGGCCCUGGACUUCCAGCCAAGCUCUCCGAGCCCCCACCGCAAGCCGUCCACAUCGUCUGUCACUUCCGACGAGAAGGUGGACUACGUCCAAGUGGACAAGGAGAAGACCCAGGCCCUGCAGAGCACCAUGCAGGAGUGGACAGACGUGCGGCAGUCCUCGGAGCCUUCCAAGGGUGCCAAGCUGUGAUGGGGCUGCCAAGCCUGGAGAGGGGCCAGGCACUGAAGCUGGCUCCUCCCCCUCUCCCCUCUCUCCUCUCCUGUUGCCCCUUCCAACCUCCCCUCUACUUGGCCACCCUUGGCUUCAAAGCACCGAGGCCAGGGACCCUGAGCCUUUCCUGGGAGGUAGGGCCUGACGGAGGCACCAC
Molecule: messenger RNA, 2062 nt
Organism: Myotis lucifugus (little brown bat)
Lineage: Eukaryota; Metazoa; Chordata; Mammalia; Chiroptera; Vespertilionidae
Gene: GAB2
Product: GRB2 associated binding protein 2
Source: RefSeq, a predicted model, not a curated record